AUGAUGAAAAUGAAAGAUACAUUAUGUCUUUCGCUUCUUUUUUACAUUGUAAAUAUUCACUGCAAAGAUCUUUGGAAAUUAAAUUUAACAACUUUAGAAGACAAUUCGUUAUUUCUCCAAUGGCGACCGACUUACCAUAUUUUAUCACCAAAUUCUUGGAUGAACGAUCCAUGUGGUCCUUAUUACAAUCCCAAAACACAAACUUAUCAUUUGUACUACCAAGUUCAGCCUGGUUUUAUUCAAUGGGGCAAUAUUUCCUGGGGUCAUCUUAAAUCUACGGAUAUGNAGAUUUUUAUUUACUUACUUAUAUUUUCUAAGGUGGAACAUUCGGAAAGGAUAUCAGAUACAAUUCCAACGAAAGUUUUGAUAGUUCGCACGAGAUUAUCCAGUUUAGAAAAGGACGAAAUCGAACAGAUGGUCCAAUAA
This is a messenger RNA of Adineta ricciae, 426 nucleotides long. The record is from the annotation of a GenBank genome assembly. Lineage: Eukaryota; Metazoa; Rotifera; Eurotatoria; Adinetida; Adinetidae.